CACUGUGUUUGCCGCACUUGGGUGUAUAUAUGACCAAACUUCUCUCACAAAAGCAGCCACUUGUUGCUUUUAACCCGACCGGUCAGAGAUUGCAUUGUGCGUUACUGUGAGAGCGUGGGCUCCAGAGACAAACAUCUGCCUUAAAGGCACUGGAGAUAUGAACACCAUCGACGCGCAGAUCCAUAACAAUAGUAACGCUGCUGUCAUCCCUCUCCAGCAACUGCCAAAAAGCGCGCACGAGACACCGGAUAUGGCCGUGUAUUGUGACAACUUCAGUGUUUACCACCAACAGAGUCUACCUGCGGCGCAGAGACCAGCGGGCUACGGCCUGGGGGACUACGCGACCCCAAACCCAUACCUGUGGCUCAAUGGACCCAGUGUUAACUCCUCUUCGUCUUACAUACAUGGCAACAACAGCCCGUCGUUCAUCCCUCCUGCUUACGGCUCUCAGAGGCAAUAUCUCACCAACUCCUCCGGGUUCGCCGGUCCGGACUUGGGCUGGCUCUCCAUCGCGAGCCAAGAGGAACUGUUAAAGCUCGUGCGCCCGCCUUACUCGUACUCGGCUCUGAUAGCCAUGGCAAUACAGAACGCGCACGAGAAGAAGUUAACUUUGAGUCAGAUAUAUCAAUAUGUGGCGGAUAAUUUCCCGUUUUAUAAGAAGAGUAAGGCGGGAUGGCAGAACUCCAUCAGGCACAACCUUUCACUGAAUGACUGCUUUAAAAAAGUGCCGCGGGACGAAGACGACCCAGGCAAAGGAAACUACUGGACUCUAGACCCCAACUGUGAAAAGAUGUUUGACAACGGCAACUUUCGUAGAAAAAGGAAGCGCAGGUCUGACUCCAGCACAGGUGUUGCCAGCAACACAAAACCGGAGGAGGACCGACAGCUCGCAGGGAUCAAACCCACCGAAAGCCCUCACCUCACCGGACCCGCAUCUCCUGACACUGACGCGGCCACUGACAACCACAAGGGCGCGUCUCCGGCCGGCCUCGCCAGCGCUCCGUGCUUCAACAACUUCUUCAACAGUAUGUCAACCUUAAGCUCUUCUUCUACUCCGACUAGCAGACAGGGCUCUCUGGGGCUAGUAAACGAACUCUCCAGCCGAAAUAUCAGCGCCUUGAGCCCUUACCACGCCAGCUCAGCGCCUGACGCAGGUGGAGCGGGUGAGCUGCAGGACAGCGUGCAUGUCAACCGUGGAAUGUACUAUAACUCUUUUACCGGCGGCCAGAGUGCACAGUUCAACGGACACUUCUACAACAGCUUCAGCGUGAACAGUCUCAUUUACCCUCGAGACGGAACGGAGUUAAAAACCUAUGACACUUUGAAUUUCUAA
Messenger RNA from Cyprinus carpio (common carp), 1333 nucleotides. Its product is annotated as forkhead box protein I1c-like. Gene Ontology annotation, biological process: regulation of transcription by RNA polymerase II; cell differentiation; anatomical structure morphogenesis. NCBI's taxonomy places the organism in Eukaryota, Metazoa, Chordata, Actinopteri, Cypriniformes, Cyprinidae. The coding region runs from base 158 to 1333 and encodes 391 amino acids. The transcript is spliced from 3 exons. The record is from RefSeq and is a predicted model, not a curated record. Gene Ontology annotation, molecular function: RNA polymerase II cis-regulatory region sequence-specific DNA binding; DNA-binding transcription factor activity, RNA polymerase II-specific.